GAAUGGUAGACAUCUUAAUGAUAAAAGCUGAUGAUCCUAAAGUCUUAUCCCAAUACCACAAACAGAAGCUCGAAUUCCAUUUUCAACAAAAGAGUGACAAUGAUUUUGUCAGGUUUUUACUCGACACAGCUGUGAGAGUUAUUUCUAUAGUGCAACAUUUAGCACCUGUUCUAGAGGCUGUCUCAACCGCUGGAUCAGAACAAACUGAUCAAAAUGUCUCAAAUCACUACAUAUCAGAUUUCAACCUAGAUAGUGUAAUGAAUAUGGAGAUCGAAACACCCAAACGAAUGAACAUCACACCAUCAAACACAUCAGAGGAAACAUCAAACCUAGACGUAGAAUCCCUAACAAACAACUCAAUCGCACCGUCACCAGCCUUCAAUGUCAACUCUCUGGGAUCAGCGCUGAAAAGCUUCGCUCCACCCACCAGCGCAUUCCAAACUGCGCUGUCCAGUGCCACACCAGUCCAGGCGCUAAAUAACGGCUACACGAUAGCAUCCUCCCAGUCACAUCACAGUUCGUUGAACGCUUCACUGAAUAACAUGUCAGCCUCGUCGUCACCUAUUUUACAGAAUGUUCCUGUUGCAUUCAGUUCUCCUGUUCCCAAAGUGGAUCCUAUCCAGCUUGAAGCUGCUUCUUCUUUUCUAGAAUUUGAUAAAACUAUCUCCGCUCUUCAGAAGGAGUUAGAUUCAGUCUCCCAGUCCUUGGUCUCAGAAUCUGACAAAGGGCCAACACCUCCACCAACUGCCUUCGAUCCCAGUAAUCUUAAUAACCUUGCUAUCAUAAAACGGCUUCAGGAAAACUUCAAGGAUACUUCCGAUUUAACACCACAAUCUGGAAAAGAGCUUGACUUGAUAAAAACGAUCCAGGAAACGAUUGCAAACAGGGCAAAAACAGAGGACGUUGUAAAAAUUAAAGAAGAAAUGGAGGUCAUGCCUUCUCUAGCGAUAUUCCGUGAUUCAGACACCAGGCAGACAACAGACCGCUUACAACAGCUGAUGAGUUCUCUCAAUAACACCAGUCCCCAAACCACUGCAACCUCAGCUGCAGCUCCCUGCUUCACCCCUCCCGGCGCAGGAUUACACCAAGUGCCAAACAGCACAGCACUCACCCAGAUAACAUCGCUAGCACCCACCACUAUGACCACAGGGGUGUCACUUAGUCAGCUCACCUCAGGGGUGGCGUCACCUGGGCCAUCACUCUCACCGGGUCUGAAAAGCGCUCAAAAGAAGAAUGGAAAUCCCCUGUCUAUGCUACAUCUUCAGGGAAACGGGGGUGUAGUCGAUCAAGCCGCAAUACUGAGCGUUCUUUACAAUGAUAGAAACCCUAACCAAGCCUCACCGGACAAUAUGAAGCUAAAGUCGGCCGCCAGAUCAAGUCCCAACAGGUUAUUGAAAGGACUAUUCGGGGACCACCAUCAUCUCAAACAAGAGAACGAACAGCACGUGUCAUGUCACGUGUGCGGCAAAGUGUUCCGGGGGUCGUCACGUGCUCAGAACCUUAAACGGCACUUCAAUAACGUUCACCUGAAGUUAAAACCCUUUCGGUGUAUAGUGUGUGGUAUGAUGUUCGGUCUGAAGUACAACCUGAAGAGUCACAUGAGCCGAGCUCACAACAUACCUCCUAUUAUUAUGAGUAAUGGAGGCCUGAUACCUGGCCUUAGCAACGGGUCCCACAGCAAAGUCAGCUUGUUCCCCGGCCUGAGUAACGGUUCUCCUGGUAACGGAAGUCUGUAUUCUAGUGAUACUCUGAUGACAUCUCAGCCCACCAAUAACGGUGUUGGAGAGCACUGAUCGACUAGAUUGAAGCCUGGUAGCCAUGAUGACGAUGUGAUUUGGGAGUGAUGACGAUGUGAUUUAUGACGAUGUGAUUUGAGACGAUGUGAUGUGAGACGAUGUGAUUUGGGAGUUGAAUUAUAGGUGUAAGCUGAUCCGUGACAACUGCAACCAUUUAAGGACGAUUUUGAAACGUGAGAGAAUUGUCGGAGUGAAUAUUGAUGAAUGUAAGAAUGGGGGUAUAAUUAUUUAUUAUUAAAUAAAUAAACGAAUUGAUUGAUUGAUUAUUUAAAGCGAGUACAGUUAUUUACCCAGUCUCAGAGUUUUAGUUUAAAGCAAAACAGUAAGCUGACGAUACUAUAAUUCUUUUGAGUAUGCUUAAAAGUAAUGUAAGGCUGUUCAACGAGGUGAUAUAUUAAUAUUUAUUUUAAACAUGAUUCUUCUCCUUUUAUUAAUAAACUUCAGUUAAAUAUGGUUAUGUUAUAUAAUUUAUUCGCGCUGCAUUUGAAUACUUGCUACGUUAUCAUAUUAUUUUUACGGUGUAUUAUAUUUAAAGAUUUACAAGCCUGUUUUUAUUUAUAGUAUUCAGAUUUUGACGAUAUUUGACAUAUUUAUAUCCGCGAUUAUACUUACUAUUUGGAAUCAGUUGUUUUAAAGCGUACCCAGGAUUUUUAAGUUGUAAGUUGUAUUAGUGCUAUUUAAGAUUUAUUGUUUGGUUUUUAUUUAUUUGAAAGAUGUUUAAAAGUUUCUUCGGGGCUAUUUGAUUGUAGAGGGUUAAGUUCAUAUUUAACGAUAAAAAGUUUUUAGACUAUUUUAAUAUUUGUUUCGUCUGUUAUAUAACUUUAAGCAGUAUACACUGAACAUUACAUCUAACUAAACUAUCCAUAUUUUUAAACUUUUAAAUUCUAAGUCGUCGUCUUCUCGAUAUACCUUUUCAUGUCUGAGUUCAGUUAUUUAAUGGUUUUCCGUAAAAGUAGACUGUUGUUUUUUCCUCAUAAAAUGGUUGCAGGCUGUCCUGAAAUGUUUCGACAGCGGCCUAUAAUUAACUUAAUUAAGUCUUUAAAUAAACUUUUUCGGUGAAACCUUCAAAUGAAAAGCUAAUUUAAAGGCUCAUACAGCUAACUUAGAUAUUGUUUUAAAAGUCAUGUUUAAGCUUACUUCUAUUGUUUUAAAAGUCUUGUUUAAGGUAUUCAAUCAUAUAUAUAUAUAUAUUCAUGUAUAUGAUUCUACUUGAUUUUUAAAAGUUUUGCAAAACAAUUUUACAGCUGUUUAAGUACAUUUAUCUUGUAAAUGCAACUCAAGGUAAUCAUACUUUUACUUUUCUUAAAUUUAAAACCAUAUUAUCUAAAAUCUACUAGAUCUGUCCGAUGUUAUAGAUUAUUAAAGCAGAGUGAUUCGUACUUAACCAAUUAAGUGUUUUCUUGAUCAAUUAUUUAUUUACUAUUUGCUACAUUUUAUAAGGCUUUUCAAAAAAUUUUGAGGUAAAAAAAUCGUAAAAGUAUUCAUAAAUUGGUUAUUUGUUUUGACAGUCUACGUUUUGGGUCUUCUGGGAUAUGAAGCAAGUUUUGACUAUUAAACGAAAUAAUGGAUGCAACGACUAAGGGGCGACUAAGUAAUUGAUUAACAAAACCAUUUAAACAAAAAAUAGAUAAAUUUGCUUUACAAUCUAAAAUCCAUUGAUGAUAUGUCGUUGCAUCCCUUAAUUUUGAUGGUACACCUACGCUAGUUCAUAUUUUAUCAGAUUAAAGUUGAAUGGUUAAUCGACUUUUUUAUCUUCAUUAUCUUUAAAUGUGGUCGGAAUUGAAUUUAUUUAGGGUAUAAUCAGGUUAUUUAACAAAGUUUGAACAUACUCUGGAUGUUUGCUAAUUAGUGGUAGAAAAUGAAAAUUCCAUUCCGGCCUUAUUUCAACCGCAUUCUACGUCUCCAUAUCGACGUGACUGCAGGUAGCAUACCUGUAAGAUGUUUCAUAUACGAUAUUAUUAUUAAUCACAUAUUUUGAAACCAUGGCAACAUACAGAAAAUAACCAAAAAUAUCUUCAAGUUCUAAAAAUCACCAUAACUUGAAAAAAAAAUUAAUACUAUAUUUGAUUGAUUCAUCGCAUACUUUCUUUG
Messenger RNA from Bolinopsis microptera, 3887 nucleotides. RefSeq lists its product as uncharacterized. The coding region runs from base 3 to 1793 and encodes 596 amino acids. Gene Ontology annotation, molecular function: RNA polymerase II cis-regulatory region sequence-specific DNA binding; DNA-binding transcription factor activity, RNA polymerase II-specific. The transcript has 6 exons. Gene Ontology annotation, biological process: regulation of transcription by RNA polymerase II. NCBI's taxonomy places the organism in Eukaryota, Metazoa, Ctenophora, Tentaculata, Lobata, Bolinopsidae. The record is from RefSeq and is a predicted model, not a curated record. Gene Ontology annotation, cellular component: nucleus.